GAAUCCGAGCUGAGCGACGAGAAGAAGUCACAUAGUGGAAUUCCAGAGGCACAAUUUGUGGAAGAUGUCGAUGCAUUUAUGGCUCAACCAGACAACAACAAUGAAGUCGAUAAAGUCCUGAAAAAACUCGACGAGAACCAUGGCAAAUACAAAUUCAUGGAGUACAACUUGGCAAACAAAAGGCGUAGACUGAAAUCCCAAAUUCCCGAGUUAGAGAGAUCAUUGGAGAUGAUUAAAAAACUCCAAGCAGAGAAAGACGGUAGUCAAAAUAUGGAGACCCAGUUUCUCCUGUCUGACCAGGUUUUCGCGAAAGCGAUAGUUCCCCCGACAGAGAAGGUGUGCCUCUGGUUGGGAGCAAAUGUCAUGCUCGAAUACACCCUCGACGACGCUCAGAAUCUAAUGGUAAAGAAUAUCGAGGCUGCUAAGAAGAAUCUCAAUCACGUUGACCAUGAUUUGGACUUUGUGAGAGAUCAAUUUACAACAACUGAAGUUAACAUGGCCCGAGUUUAUAAUUGGGACGUAAAGAGGAGACAAACAACAAAAACGUCAUAAUAUGCGUUAUAAAAAUCAGCUGUUCAGACUCUCAUGCACUGUAUUAUCAAAAAUAUUGAAAGAAAUUGGAAUCCUUUACACAAUUAAUAUGAAAAUUUAUUUAUUU
Molecule: messenger RNA, 658 nt
Organism: Fopius arisanus
Lineage: Eukaryota; Metazoa; Arthropoda; Insecta; Hymenoptera; Braconidae
Gene: mgr
Product: merry-go-round
Exons: 2
Biological process (GO): tubulin complex assembly; protein folding; microtubule-based process
Cellular component (GO): cytoplasm; prefoldin complex
Molecular function (GO): tubulin binding
Source: RefSeq, a predicted model, not a curated record